GUGGGGCUGGCGGUAGCGGCGGCGGAGCGCGCGGCCGCGGUUGCUGAGUGACGUCUCUCGGGAUGGCGGCUCUGGCGCCGGGAGACCCGAAGCUUGUCUCCAUGAUCGUUAACCACCUGAAGAGCCAGGGCCUCUUCGACCAGUUCCGCCGCGACUGCCUGGCCGACGUCGAUACCAAGCCUGCAUAUCAGAACUUACGGCAGCGAGUGGAUAACUUUGUGUCCAACCAUCUUGCAAGCCACACGUGGAGCCCUCAUCUGAACAAGAAUCAGCUAAGGAACAGUCUUAGACAGAUGGUUCUACAGUAG
This is a messenger RNA of Rhincodon typus (whale shark), 308 nucleotides long. RefSeq names its product biorientation of chromosomes in cell division protein 1-like 1. The coding region runs from base 63 to 308 and encodes 81 amino acids. The transcript is spliced from 2 exons. The record is from RefSeq and is a predicted model, not a curated record. Lineage: Eukaryota; Metazoa; Chordata; Chondrichthyes; Orectolobiformes; Rhincodontidae.